CCCAAAACCCUUUUUCUGCAAAUCAAAAAAAAAUAUCACUCCUCACUCACUCACCAACAGUGAACCGUGUGUUUUUUAGUUUCAUCAUCAUCGGCACAAAAAUUCUCCCUAAAAAAAAUGACAAAGAAGGAGAAAAAUGCAGAUGAUUCUGAAGAAUGGUGUUUUUUCUGCAAAGAUGGCGGCGAUAUGAUUAUUUGUGAACAUAAGGAUUGUAUAAAAUCAUAUCAUGAAGAAUGUGCAGGUGCAGCUGCAAAAGCUAAAAAAUUUAUAUGUGGUGUACAUAAGUGCAACGAUUGUCGUAAAACUCCCGAUUUUCAAUGUUAUGUCUGUCCAAAUAGUUUCUGUAGACGUUGUGUCAAAGAUGCUGAUUUUGUUCGUGUCAAAGGGAAGAAAGGAUUCUGUGAACACUGCUUAAAGCUUGCUCUACUUGUGGAGGAAAACAAAGAUAUCGACUCCGAUGGGGAAACGAUAGACUUUAACAAUCUCGAGACAUAUGAGACCCUGUUUAAGGAAUACUGGUGGAUUGUUAAUGCGAAAGAAAAGUUGACUCUUGCUGAUCUAAGAUCUGCCAAGGUGCGGUUGAAAUCGGAAAAUAAUUAUGAUUCAGACAACUCUGAUGAGGGUGACGAGUAUGAAUCUUCAGAUUCCGAAGAUAAUGAGGAAAUUGAAGCACGUGAUUCGGGGAAGAAAUCGAAAAAUUCAAAGCGUGGACGGCCCAAGAAGAAUGUCAAACAACAAGUCAAAGAAAAAUCAAACAAGCCAGAGUUUAUUGGCUGGGGAUCAACCCGUCUCAUAGAAUUUCUUAAAUCUAUAGGGAAAGAUACAACUAAUGCAUUAACUCAGAGAGACCUGGAACUCAUCGUAGGGAGGUAUGCUAAGGAAAAUAACUUGAUCCAGAAGAACAAGGUAGUUGAAUGUGACGAUAGGUUAUGGUCUAUUUUUAAGAGAAAAACAAUUAGGAUGAAUAGAAUAUUUGACUCUUUGGAAACCCAUUUAGCAGAGAACCAAGUGGUAUCAUCAGAUGAAGAUGACUUAGGAUAUGAUUCAGAGGAAAAAGACGAUGAUAAUGAUGAUGACUUGGUGAUCCAUAAUAACAAGAAAAAGAAAAUGGCAGAUAAAUUAGUAGAGAAAAAAGAGGAGGUGGUUGAUAUUUCAUACUAUCGUUUUGCGUCGAUUGUCCCUGAAAACAUUAGGCUUGUGUACUUGAAAAGAAGUCUAGUUCAGAAAUUUGAAAAUGAACCUGAGACUUUUGAGUACAAGGUUAUUGGAAGUUUUGUAAGAGUUAAAGAAGACCCAAAUGGUUUCUUUUCAAAGGGUUAUCAACUUAUUCAAAUAACAGGGGUAAAGCAAUGUUCAGUUGGUGAAAAUCGACAAACUUUUGUGCUGCAAUCUCUGGAAACAGAUAUAUGUAUCAACUCACUUUCAGAUGACGACUUCUCUGAGGAAGAAUGUCAAGAUCUGAAACAUAAAGUGAAAUCUGGCAUACUUAAAAAGCUGGAAUUGGUUGAACUUGAAGAGAAGGCUAGGAGUUUGCACAGGGACAUUUUAGCCAAUUGGAUUCCCAGACAGUUGGUUUUAUUGAAACACCGUAUUGAUCAAGCGAAUGAAAAAGGAUGGAGAAAAGAGCUGCAUGAAUACUUGCAAGACAGAAUGUUCCUGGAGAAGCCAGAAAACCAGGCAAAGUUGCUUGAAAAGCUACCAAAAGUGGUUCCUGAUGUAGAAGAAAGUGAACCUCUUGAAGACGACGAGAAAGAUGAAAAGGAAUCACCAAAAUCUAUCCUAACACAUACAUCAUCUGGAAAUUUCAAAGACAUUGGGAUUAGUUCAGAAGAGACCAAACAAGAAGUGCCUGCAUCUGAAAAUUUUGAAAUGGCAAUGAAAUUAGAGAAAUUUUUCUGCUCCAUGGAGAAGCAAAACAAGUCACACAAACUGUCAGCUGUAAAAACUCCAACUCAAUUGUUCGACUCUUGUGACAGAAAGUUAAGUAUUGAUAUAAGUAAGGAGGACCUUGAAGACACAAAGAGCUCUCAGUGGUAUGUUACAAACUCAAAUGGAGAUAAGGUAGGGCCUGUUUCAUUGUCAGUGCUUAAGAACUGGACUCAAUUCCGAGUUGCAUCAGAAUCACAGAUUUACAGGGGUGUUCAAACCGAAGAACAGGCCAAACCGUUGUUGGAUGUGCUUCGUCUUGCUUUUCCUACGAAGUGAUGUUUUAUAAGGGUCACUUUGAAAAAGUUCUUUUUGACUUUGCCAUAAGUCAAACUAAGCAUGUGCAGUUUGAAGUCUAUUAGCAGUUUUAGUAAAUAACAAGAGUCGUAGUGGCUUAAUUUGAAACUCAUGUUUUGACUGCUAUAAGUCAAACAAGUAUAUUAGUUGUUCGCUAUAUAAGGUGUCUCAAGUAACCAGUGGUUUCGGGACUAGGAUGUUUAUAGUUGCGAACAGUAAGUUUGGUCUCUUCGUAAGUGGAAUGCUUUGUAGUUUAUUAUAAUUUUUGCGCUUAAAUAUGGUGAUCCGCUCUCGCCUCUGUAUGUUGAAAUA
Erigeron canadensis is the source of this 2535-nucleotide messenger RNA. RefSeq lists its product as uncharacterized. The transcript has 11 exons. Gene Ontology annotation, molecular function: DNA binding. The record is from RefSeq and is a predicted model, not a curated record. Bases 118 to 2205 code for a protein of 695 amino acids. NCBI's taxonomy places the organism in Eukaryota, Viridiplantae, Streptophyta, Magnoliopsida, Asterales, Asteraceae.